UGAAGACAUAAAGAUGGCGUUUAUUAAAGAGGAGAGUGAAGACAUAAAGAUGGCGUUUCUUAAAGAGGAGAGUGAAGACUUCAAGAUUGAAGAAACAUUCAGUCUGAAACAAGAAGACACUGAGGAAUACACAGGCCUGAUGCCACUGAAAAUGGAAAGUCAAGUAUUGAAUGAAAAGGAAGAGAAAAAUCAUGAAGACCUAACUGAAGAAAAAUAUUUUUGUUGCUCACAGACUGAAAAGACUUUGAAAAGAAUUCACACUGGAGAGAAGCCUUUCACCUGUCAACAGUGUGGAAAGAGUUUCUCUGAAAACGAAAGACUUGAAGUCCACAUAAGAUUUCACACUGGAGAGAAGCCAUUUACCUGCCAACAAUGUGGAAUGAAUUUCACUCAAAUAGGAAACCUUAAUUACCACAUGAGAAUUCACAAUAGAGAGAAGCCUUUUACCUGCAAAUUGUGUGGAAAGGGUUUCACUUUUAAAGGACACCUUAAAAUACACAUGAGAAUUCACACUGGAGAGAAGCCUUUUACCUGCCAACAGUGUGGAAAGAGUUUCAGAGUUAAAGUAAGCCUUAAUUGCCACAUGAGAAUUCACUAAAGAAAGGACUGUUAUAUUUGUCACUAGUGUCAUCAUAUGUCAUCUUACCUCAGUUUUCACACUGGAGAGAUCCCUUACACGUGUCUUCAGUGUGGAAAUAAAGUAGCCGAUAAAUCAAAGAGAGUUGAAAGGUCCAUUGCCAACUCAUUCUGAAAAAGAAGUUGUAAUGUUCCUCAGACUGAAAAGAUUGAGAAUAAAAUGAAAUAUCUUAACUGUAAAGUAUGUGCGAAGGGGUGAAUCAUCUGAAUAACUAAAUGCGUUCUUGCUAAAGUCCCAAAGCUUUCAGAAUGAAUGUAAAUUUCUGACAUCAGCACCAGCAUGUCUGGAUGAGACUGUUUCUGACAACAUUUAAAACCCUGUGAUCCCCCCUCCCCUCCCCCAGAGCCAUGCCAGGCAGCCCCAAAAUUAAAUCAAGUGGUUUAGUAUAUA
Messenger RNA from Pimephales promelas (fathead minnow), 1027 nucleotides. NCBI's taxonomy places the organism in Eukaryota, Metazoa, Chordata, Actinopteri, Cypriniformes, Leuciscidae. The record is from RefSeq and is a predicted model, not a curated record.